Sordaria macrospora k-hell is the source of this 684-nucleotide messenger RNA. RefSeq lists its product as uncharacterized. Lineage: Eukaryota; Fungi; Ascomycota; Sordariomycetes; Sordariales; Sordariaceae. The record is from RefSeq and is a predicted model, not a curated record.
AUGCAGCGCUGGACCUUCCCCAGCUUUCGCUUUCCAACCGCAACCCAAGCGUCCCAAGCCCCCGACGCUGAUCCUUCAGCAUACCGCCCCUCCCCCACCCAAACCACCACCGAACGCACCCUCCGCUCCCGAAUCAUCAAACAAAAAGCCACCAACAACCGUUUACGCAAAAGCAUUGCGAAGCUGGAAGCCAAGAGCGCUUAUCUCCGUCGUUUGAAGGAGUUGGAGAAGGAGGCGGAGAGACUUGAGAGGGAGGGGAAGGAACUUGCUAGACGGGAGGAGGAGGUUAAGGGGUUGGUUGAGAGGGAGUCGGAGUUGGUGAACUUGGACUUGGAGAUUGAAGGACAUGUGGAGGUGGAGGGUUGGGGUGGUGUGAAGGGUGAGAACGAUAACGAGGUUGGCGUUAGGGGAGGUGGAGUUAGGGUCAGGAACGGAGGAAGGGAGGAGUCGGUUAGGAAGGAGGAAGACGGCUCCGAAGAGCGAGAGGAAGUGGUUGGGCGGAUUAAGCGGGAGCAUGAGAGUGGUUAUGAGGACGAGGACCAGGCCGAAGUGAAGUACGAGGGAAAGGUGGGGGUGAAGGCCGAGGCCAUAAAUUCUCAGAACAAAUGGGUUGAGGAGAUCGAGUUGUUGAAUGGUUCUGCGGCUUGGAAGUGGUUGGACCCUUGUUUGGCGGUGGAGAUCUAG